This is a messenger RNA of Cercospora beticola, 1554 nucleotides long. RefSeq names its product cytochrome P450. NCBI's taxonomy places the organism in Eukaryota, Fungi, Ascomycota, Dothideomycetes, Mycosphaerellales, Mycosphaerellaceae. Gene Ontology annotation, molecular function: monooxygenase activity; oxidoreductase activity, acting on paired donors, with incorporation or reduction of molecular oxygen; heme binding. The record is from RefSeq and is a predicted model, not a curated record.
AUGUCUUCGCUUUCAUCAGCCAUGGAAGAGCUACUUGAAGCCAUCCAAGAACAUCUGCUUUUGGUCACUCUCACAGUCGUUCUGUUGAUCGCUGUUCGAAACAAGUUUCAGUCAGGCCUGACCUCAAUUCCUGGGCCUCCAGUAGCAGCAUAUACCAAGCUAUGGCGUCUUCACAAUGUCUGGAAAGGGUCUGCUCACCUGGACGCUAUCAAGCUACACAAGAAGUACGGCAAUCUGGUCAGAAUUGCACCUAAUGUUGUUUCGGUGGCAGACCCGAAGUGGAUUCCCGUGUUCUACGGGGCGAAGGAGGAUUAUACCAAGACUGCGUUCUACCCCAUCCAGUCCAUUUCCUGGAAGAAACGAGUUGAGCUGAACUUGUUCUCAACACGAGAUCCCGAACAUCACCGAAGCGAAAAGCGAAAGGUCGGCACUGCAUACUCGUUGUCAAAGCUGCUAGAGAGCGAGGAGGCAAUUGACAGUUGUAUUGAGCUUUUCAUGGAUAAGCUUGGUGCAUUUGCGAAUAAAGAUAAGCCAGUGGACUUGGGUGUUUGGUUGCAGUACUAUGCAUUUGAUGUUGUGGGAGAAGUCACGUUUGCCCGUAAACUAGGCUUUCUUGAGCAGGGGAAAGACGUCGAUGGCAUGAUACAAGCUAUUGAGGGAAUGCUGACAUAUGCAAGCCUGUGUGGACAAGUACCUGAGCUACAUGGUCUGCUACUGGGCAAUCCACUCUUCACCAAAGUAAUGCCAGCUAUGGAGACAUGGAACCAGGUUCUCGUCUUCACAUUGAAAGCGAUCAACAAUCGAGCGAGUAUCCAACACGAUGGAGAACUCAUCAAUGCUGACCACGAAGGGCGGGAUAUGUUGAGCAGAUGGGCACAUGUGAAAAGCUCCAACCCGGACAAAAUGAGCACGAGGGAUAUUGUCGUUCAUUUAUCGGGAAAUGUCUUUGCUGGAUCUGACACAACAGCAAUUGAAUUGCGAGCUGCGAUAUACUUCCUCUGUCGGAAUCCAGAUUGCAUGCACAGACUCGUCAGUGACAUCGAUGCGGCGGACCGAGAAGGGAAAUUGAGUAAGCCGAUUUCGUACAAGGAGGCUUGCGAACUGCCGUACUUGUAUGGUGUGCUGAAAGAGAGUAUGAGACUGCACUCGAGUGUUGGAUUGCUGAUGGAGAGACAUGUUCCCAAGCAAGGAGUUGAGAUCGAUGGUCAUUAUUUGAAGGGAGGCACCAUCGUUGGGAUCAAUCCGUGGGUCACCAACCACAACGAAGGCGUCUUCCCUCAGGCGACCUCAUUCAAACCGGAGCGAUGGACGGAGGCUCCAGGAGAACAAUUGAGAGAAAUGGAUAACUUAUGGGAACUCAACUUUGGAGGAGGCUCUAGGAAGUGCAUUGGAAGACACAUUUCCUGGAUCGAAAUGACGAAGGUAAUUCCUGAGCUUCUUCGACGAUAUGAUGUCGAGCUGACCCACCCUGAGAAAGAAUGGCGUGUCGUCAAUCACUGGUUCACACAGCAAGAAGGACUGAUCUGCAACCUCAUCAAACGCAGGGAAAGGUGA